Messenger RNA from Bacillus rossius redtenbacheri, 2565 nucleotides. Its product is annotated as luciferin sulfotransferase-like. Lineage: Eukaryota; Metazoa; Arthropoda; Insecta; Phasmatodea; Bacillidae. The transcript has 7 exons. The record is from RefSeq and is a predicted model, not a curated record. Gene Ontology annotation, molecular function: sulfotransferase activity. The coding region runs from base 110 to 1093 and encodes 327 amino acids. Gene Ontology annotation, biological process: sulfation. Gene Ontology annotation, cellular component: cytoplasm.
CGGGAGAGGCGACUGCUUCUCAUCUCGGCGGCCAGUGUUCGCGGUGACAGUUGUCGAGGCGAGUUGUUUGCAGGCAGAACGUACUUCGGAAGAACAUCGAGCCGCGGCGAUGGCGCAGACCGUGGAGGCGCUGGACAGCCCGCUCGCCGACAGGCUGAGGAAGAGGUCCCGCAGCCCCGCCUACCCGGUGGGCGGGCUGGUGGUCAGUCCGCCGGGUUGCGUGGUCACCCACCUGUACCGCGAGCACGCGCCCGCCAUCAGGGACUUCGAGGCGCGCGACGACGACGUCUGGGUCGUGUCCUUCCCCAAGUGCGGCACCACGUGGACGCAAGAAAUGGUUUGGCUCUUAGUGAACGACUUGAACUACGAGGAAGCAGAGAAAGUUCCGCUCGUCGCACGAGUUCCUUUCUUCGAGUACUCAACGAUAGCAGACGUGAAAGAUGUGUUGCCCGAAGAUUCCAUAACCUUUGCAAGCAAACUGAGCUCUCCAAGAAUAUUCAAGACACAUUUGCCGAAACAAAUGCUUCCCAAGGAUGUGUGGGUGAAAAAGCCAAAGAUUAUUUAUAUAUCACGGAACCCCAAGGAUGCUGCAGUAUCCUACUAUCACCACCACAGGCUGUGGAAUGGGUACGAAGGCUCCAUGGAGGAGUUCAUGGAAGCCUUUCUGGCAGAUGUCGUUGUUUCGAGUCCAUUCUGGGAUCAUGUGCUAGAGUUCUGGAAGUGCAGGGAUAAAGAACACAUCCUAUUUAACACAUAUGAAGAAAUGAAAAAGGACCUGUGCGGUGUGAUUGAAAGAACUGCGAAGUUCCUGGGCAAGAAGUACUCGAUGGAAGAGGUGGAGAAACUCGCCGACCACCUGAGCUUCUCCAAGAUGAAGGAGAACCCGUCAGUGAACCUGGACGUGUACGUGAAGGAGGAGAUUCGCAGGAACCACAUGAACGAGGAGGAGAAGGACCUCAAGUUCAUCAGGCAGGGACAGGCCGGUGCCUGGACCAAGGCCUUGUCGCCCGACACUGCGGCGAGGUUUGACGAGUGGACCGCCACCAAGUUACGAGACAGCGAUUACGACAUAAGCCUGAACUUGGUGAAGUGAAGUCCCGGACACAGCAUGUCAUUCUUGCACUACAUAUGUAGUUUGAGGCUUUCUGAUAUGCCAAGUGCAAAUCAGACAUAAUUACUCAUUUGCAUUUCCCUCAGGUUUUCUCAUAAUUGAAAACUGUCUCGCACACAAACACCGCUAAGCCAUUAAGAGUUGACAUGUAACAGAUCUUCACUGUAUUAGACCACAAAGUGAAGAACAAAAAUUAAUAACUUAAGGGGAAGCAAUAGGAACACAAAUAUGCCAUCUCAAAUGAAAGAGUUUAAGGCCAGAACAAUUUUUUAUUGUUCAAUUUUCUAUAUCAGGCUUUGUUAAAGCAUAGUAUGUAAUUUAGUAGUAUGUCUGACGUUAGUAGUGACUGAUUUCUAAAAUUGUAGUCUCUGUGAAGUCACUGGCAUUUAGUACUGAAUUCAUUUUUGAGGAUGACCACAACUGUGCUAAUACUUACAACAGGCUCUACUUUAAUGAAAGAAAAUUUUGAACAUUUAAUGUUAAAAAGUUAUGGCAUGAAAACUGUUGAAACCACUAUAUCUUUCAGUUACUAUCUCUCCCCUUGUUUCAUAAUUACAACAGUUAAUUAAUGGAGGGAGAAGGAGGGGUGAUAUGCUGAGAAGAUGAUCAAUGGAGUUGAAUCAAUGACCUAGUAUUGUGGAUUGUUUAUAUUAAAUCAAGAUGGUGUUACAAGUUGGAACUAUAUCUAGUACAACUGUUCUAUAAUCAACCUUAGCAAUUUAUAUUUCUAAAUAGACUGUAUAAUCUGUUUGUGUUCACAACUACAAAUCAUUGCAAUAUAAUGCAAAAAUUACUUCUUUUAUGAUAUACUAACUAUGGAUAAUAUAAAAAUAGCAUUUUUAUUUGUAAAUACCUAUCAUUCAGAGCCUUUGUCCUCAUGUAAUUGUUGUGUGAAUUGAUGGAAGUUUUGUAACUUAGUAAGAAACUGUAUUAUUUACAGUUCAUAAAAUAAUCUUAGUUCUUAGCAAUGAAUAUGUCCCAACCUUGACCUGAUAGUUAUUCUGAGAUUUUAUUCCAAAUGAGGUUCUACGGUAAAACCCUCUUAAUAAAAUUAUUAUUAAAAAAAAAUUUGUACUUGACCUACAAAUACAAAAAAAAUCUUACGUUAAUAAGUCUAAAUUUCUCUAAGUGUCUACAGAAGUUCUCAACAGGGAUUUACUAUAGUUAUCAGCUCACAGUGAGGGAAAUUCAUGCCUGUGUAGUAACAGUUGUCUUUAGAACAGCAGCACUUUUAACUCAGUGAAGGUCGAUUUACUGUGCACGUGAUCAGGGGCUGCAAGAAGUGCUUAUAACAUGGCAAUAACCUGAUCAGAGGAGCAUGCAUAAAGGAUAUAUUAUAUGCUUAUUUCUAAUUUAAUUUACAGUGUUAAAGAAAUGAAUAUAUUUAUCAUAUUUAUAUGUGUACUUAAUGACCUUUAAAAAUAAUGAUUAUUAAAAAUUCAGUUCAAUUCAAA